This is a messenger RNA of Daphnia pulicaria, 2971 nucleotides long. RefSeq names its product protein TRC8 homolog. Gene Ontology annotation, cellular component: endomembrane system; endoplasmic reticulum. The transcript has 8 exons. Gene Ontology annotation, biological process: ERAD pathway. NCBI's taxonomy places the organism in Eukaryota, Metazoa, Arthropoda, Branchiopoda, Diplostraca, Daphniidae. Gene Ontology annotation, molecular function: ubiquitin protein ligase activity. The record is from RefSeq and is a predicted model, not a curated record. Bases 835 to 2877 code for a protein of 680 amino acids.
ACUACGGUACUAUUCUUAAAUAACUCCAACCUUUUUUACAUUAAAAUCCUGUGCACUUACUGUAGGCGAUACGGUUACAUCGAAAAAUGGCGGGUAAUUUUGCCACUUGUUUUACGUGCUUGCAUUUUCAUUUUGAAACAACUGGGGGUUUGAGAUAGAGAUAGGAUUAUGAUUUAUUUUGUGACCUGUUUAUUUGUGAUAUCCCUUGACCACAUUGACCAGUCUCCUUCAAUGUAGGAUGUGGUAAAUGAUAAAUAUUUCAAUUGGGUUUUGAUUUUCAACCGGAUUUUCGUUUCAAUCGGAACUCCUCAGUGGUCUUUCAAAAUCUGGACCGAGAAUUUUUUAUUUUAGCCAAAGUCUGACCAUUUUUUGCGCUUUGAAAUACGAUCGAUAAAUAUCGAUCAAUUCUUGAUUCGUUUUUCAAAUAAUAAACCGAACUGACCAAGAAAAUUUUCGUAUGAAAGUCUCUCGGAAUUUUUCUCUCAAGGGAACCAGAAUCGUCAAUGGCUGGAAAAUACCUGAGGCUAAAGGUGGGGUUUGGUUUAUAGAACCGGUUUAUAGGUACCGCGCAUUCCGGUUUCUAGAUUUGUAGCUCCAAAGUAAAGAAUAAAAAACAAACUUUACAAAAAACCCUAAAAAAUGCACUGCUUCAAUUUCCCAGCAGCUACCAAGGCGAAAUGGUGGAUAUACAUUAGAACUACUUGGUAGUGUAGUUUCAUUGUUGUUGCUAUGCGGUCGGGAUUUCGGAUGAUGGCAUCCAAGCGCAUUAAUUCGGAAAAUCUGGAUCCAUCAGUAAACGUCUAAUGAAAGUGUUUAAAGAAGGAAUCAUUCGACAUGGACACCAGACAAGUGCUUGCUAGUUAUAUGGACAUACUUAUUAGGAUUCCUGCAUUAUUUCUGCUAGAUGAAGUCUUCCAGUCUAGAUUUGCUUACCUUGGAAUAUAUCCAUGUACAUUGCUGCCGUUGCACAAGGAAUCUGAUUUUGAUGAUGUGACGGGAGAGUCAUAUCAUACUUUGUUGUACGAAGCGCAUCAUUCUUUAGUUGACAUGUAUAAUUCUUCCAUGUUCCCAAAGUUGAAUCAAAAUGCUAUUAAUGUGAUAGAAUUUAACGUUUCAACGACGCUCUCCAAUUUCCUUGAUGUUGGCCUUGAAGGAUGUAAUGGAUCUUGCGGACUUCUCCUGCAGAUAAUUACCUUAUUCACAGCUUCGUGUGUUUCUAUGUUUGCUUUGACAUUAUGGACGCAACAUCUUAUCAAAUUAUAUUCGUUCUUGCUAUCUAUCUCAAUGGUGGUUCUGAGCCGAAAUCUCAAUCUAAAAGUUUUCAACCAUUUGUCAUCAGCUUCUUCCACCGCAUCUUUUGGAGCAAUUUUGAAUCUUGACGGAACUGCUUUCGAUGCAUUAACAGCCUUGACGGUGUUGACAGAUGUUGUUGGUAACCUUGCGCUCCAAAUAUUUUUGGCAAUCGCAUAUCUUUUUAUGAUACAGUAUCAGCCAAUCAAUAACAGUUGGCUGCAGGGAACAUUGGUGCUUUGUUUUUUAUUACCUAGUUUUACCACUUUGUUACCAAUGGACACUGUCAUACAAAGGUGCUAUUAUCUCCUCGUAGCCCAUUAUAUCAGUGUUGGCUUGAUGAAUUAUAAUUUAGUGUGCAAAGUGGUGAAUGGACAAGUUGCGCAUAUCAUUUGGGGGAUCAGAAAUGAUGGAAUUUUGGCUUUCUUCGAAUCAGAAUGGCUCCGUUUGAAUAUUCCGCUAAUAUUCCGCAGUUUUUGGUUAAUGCGUUGCGGAAUUCACAUAUACAUCUAUUUGGUCUCAUCCGAAUUUGCAUGGACUGAUGUCGAAAGUCUUAAUACAUUACUGAAAAUUGUCAUGGUUCGCGGAUGUGAAACUUGGCCGGCGCUUUUGGGCAUGGCUUCAGUUUUCUCAUGUAUUUGUGCCAAGGUCUAUUUAAAGGGCCAAGAGUUUAUGCAAAUACCUGGUGAGAGAUCGACUCAUAUCGGACCACUUGCAGCCACCUUAUUCGUAAUUUUUUCAUUUCAAUACGGAUUAAGCACAUUAAAACCAGCUUCCCGCAUUGUUCGCCUCAUGCGGAUUUUAGUACUCAUAACUACAUGUUUUUUACAUUUUACCUACACUUCAGUCGAUACAGUCUUGAUGUCUCUUGCCGCCAGUGCCAACCUGGAUUUUAAACGACACGCAAGAGCGCUAUUGGUUAGCGGAUCGUUAACCUUAUCGUUAUUAAGUGGUCUGUAUGUGUUGUGGACCACACAUUCGAUAAGUACCUGGUUAUUAGCCGUCAGCGGAUUUAGCGUUGAGGCCCUAUGCAAAAUCGCCAUAUCUUUGGCUCUCUACAUUGUCUUCUUAGUAGACGCAAGGCAUCAGGAAUUAUGGGACAAAUUGGAUGAUCACGUUUACCGCAUCAAGUUCGUUGGGCGUGUCAUCGAAUAUGUAAUUGGAUUAUUCAUGAUGAUCAAUUCGGGAAUCGCGCUGAUUUUGGAAAGUGGCGGUACUUGUCGAGCAAUCCUGUUCGGACUGCACGGUUACUUUAACCUUUCCUUUUUCUGGGAGGAAGCGCUAAGGGGAUGGGAGAUUUACCAGAAACGGAGAAUAGCUGUUUGCAAAAUUGCUACCCUCCAAUCAGUUGAAGAACACAUGGAAAUUGAUGAUGUUUGUGCUAUUUGUUUUAAUCACCUAAAAAACAAUCGAGGAAACAAAGUAUUAAUCAAAGUCACCCCGUGCAGGCAUUACUAUCACGCCAUUUGUCUCCGCAAAUGGCUGUACGUUCAAGAUCGUUGCCCUAUGUGUCAUCAAACUUUGUGGCCAGAAUUGAGUCCCUCGCACGACGACUCGGAUCCUUCAGAAAAUUCGAGUAUCGAUUGACAUUAGGAAAAUGUUUAGAUCAAAUUCGCGGUUUUUUUAUAGUUUAAUUUGUUUGAUUCUUUUGUCAAAGAGCGCAAUAAAACUAAUUCGACAA